AUGGGGAACCCCACAGCCUCCGGGGAAGUGCCUCCCAGCAUGGCCAUCAAGAUCUUCUCAGCCGGAGCGGGGGCCUGUGUGGCCGAUGUGAUCACCUUCCCGCUGGACACGGCCAAAGUCCGGCUCCAGAUCCAAGGCGAAUCCCCAGCCUCCGGGGCCCCCAAGUAUAAAGGCGUCCUGGGAACGAUCACCACCUUGGCGAAAACAGAAGGGCCGGUGAAGCUGUACAGCGGCCUGCCCGCUGGCCUCCAGAGACAGAUCAGCUUUGCCUCGCUCAGGAUCGGGCUCUAUGACACCGUCGGGGAGUUCUUCGCGGCGGGGAAAGACCGUAAGCCACCAGAGGCCCCGGGGCGGGCUACUUUAGGAAGCAGGAUCUUAGCUGGGCUGUCGACCGGAGGAGUGGCAGUGUUCAUCGGGCAACCCACAGAGGUCGUGAAGGUCCGACUUCAGGCGCAGAGCCAUCUGCAUGGUCCAAAGCCUCGCUACACUGGCACUUACAAUGCCUACAGAAUCAUAGCAACCACUGAAGGCUUGACGGGCCUUUGGAAAGGGACUACUCCCAAUCUGGCAAGAAAUGUCGUCAUCAAUUGUACAGAGCUAGUAACGUACGACCUAAUGAAGGAGACCCUUGUGAAAAACAAAAUCCUAGCAGAUGACCUGCCCUGCCACUUCGUGUCGGCUGUCAUCGCCGGGUUUUGCACAACGCUUCUGUCUUCUCCAAUGGAUGUGGUGAAAACCAGAUUUAUAAAUUCGACACCAGGGCAGUACACAAGUGUGCCCAACUGCAUAAUGACAAUGUUCAUAAAGGAAGGACCGUCAGCUUUCUUCAAAGGGUUAGUACCUUCCUUCUUGCGACUGGGAUCCUGGAAUGUCAUCAUGUUCGUGUGCUUUGAGCGGCUGAAGAAAGAGCUGAUGAAGUCGAGGCAGCCCGUGGACUACGCCACAUGA
Messenger RNA from Molossus molossus (Pallas's mastiff bat), 948 nucleotides. It is a transcript of the gene UCP1, whose product is annotated as uncoupling protein 1. Gene Ontology annotation, cellular component: mitochondrial membrane. The record is from RefSeq and is a predicted model, not a curated record. Bases 1 to 948 code for a protein of 315 amino acids. Gene Ontology annotation, molecular function: oxidative phosphorylation uncoupler activity. Gene Ontology annotation, biological process: mitochondrial transmembrane transport; adaptive thermogenesis; response to cold. Lineage: Eukaryota; Metazoa; Chordata; Mammalia; Chiroptera; Molossidae. The transcript is spliced from 6 exons.